Messenger RNA from Nilaparvata lugens (brown planthopper), 1634 nucleotides. RefSeq lists its product as uncharacterized. The coding region runs from base 143 to 1291 and encodes 382 amino acids. The record is from RefSeq and is a predicted model, not a curated record. The transcript has 2 exons. NCBI's taxonomy places the organism in Eukaryota, Metazoa, Arthropoda, Insecta, Hemiptera, Delphacidae.
AUAAGAGAGCUCAAUAACAAGCGUCCGUUCUCUAUCACGGCUGAUAGCCGACUUAGAAAAGGGAAAUGAUCGGGUCCUUGUGUGUCUUCAAUUCUUUUUCUCUGUAUUCGGCAUUACAGAAAAGUUUGUCAGAGUCAGCUUGAUGAAGAAAAAUGAUUCAGGAAUUGUGUCGCCUGAUAAAAGAGGAAAAGGUACUUGCUCCAGAAAAAUUCCUGACUUCAUUGAAAAACAUGCUCGUGACCAUAUCUUAUCAAUGCCCAAGGUAGGGUCCCAUUAUUGUAGAAAAUCCAGUAAUAAACUUUAUCUUUCUUCUCAGCUUAACUUGGAAAAAUUGUACCGUCUAUAUUUGGAAAAGUGCAACGAAGACAAUAAAAAAAUUACAGAAAACAACACUAAGCUACUUCUUCAAGAUAGAAAAUUACCGGUUUCAAAGUCUGCUUAUAAGGUAUUUUUUUAUUUGUAUGGAAAUCUAAGCUUUCAUAAGCCUAAAAAGGACCAGUGCGUUACCUGCAAUAGAUACAAAACAUCAAGUGAAGUUGAAAAAACUGAAGAAAAAGAAAAACAAGACCUUCAUGUGUUCAAUAAAAACAGAGCUAGAGAAAUAAAGCAGGAAGAAGUAAAAAAAUGCACAGAUAAUGUUCAAAAUGAAAGAACUGUCUUAAAUAUGGAUCUUCAAGCUGUUUUAGAGUGUCCUAAUGGAGAAGUACCACCAAUCUUUUAUAAAAGAAAACUGGCUGUAUAUAACUUUACAAUUUUUGAUUUAAUUUCAAAAGAAGGAACAUGUUGCAUGUGGGACGAAACUGAAGGAAACAGAGGUUCUACUGAAAUUGCUACAUGCAUCUUCAACUACAUCAAUUGUCGCAAAGAUGUGCUGGAGUUUUUUUUAAUGAGUGAUAGUUGUGGGGGGCAGAACCUUAAUCAAUUUAUCUCUACUGCUUUCUUGUAUGCAGUAAAAAUGACACAUGCUAAAAAGAUAGAGCAUGUAUAUUAUGAGACAGGUCAUUCACAGAUGGAGGGAGAUUCUUUGCAUUCAGUCAUUGAAAUAACUGCAAAAAACAUUCAAGUAAAUACUCCAUCAGAAUGGCAGUUAAUUUGUCAACUUGCAAGAAAAACACACAAGCCAUACAAUGUUGUGCCAAUGACUCAUAACUCAUUUAUUAAUUGGACAUCAGUAGCUGAAGAAAAUAAAAAAAAGGCGAGAUAUGAGACAGUGGAUGGGGAAGUAGUGGAAUGGCGAAAGAUAAAAUGGUUCUUGUACCAAAAAGACCACCCUGAAUCCAUAUUUUUUUAAGUACGGCUACAAUGAUGUGGAAUUUUAAGAAAUAAAGCUCCUGAGACGUGUAGGAAGGUCUCUCAAGAAACCUGAUGAUCUGCCAAAAGCUUAUAGGCCUACCAGCAAAUUACCAAUAACCUGGGCUAAAUAUCAAGACCUUCAAGAUCUAUGUGUUUCAAAAGUAAUACCUAUUCUUCAUCAUAGGUUCUACGAAGGAUUGCCUCACCAAGGAAAAAAAGCAGCAGUAACAACAGUAAACGACGACAGACAAAAACCAAAGAAGAGAGGACAAACAACAUCCCUGAAAACUAAGAAGAAGCCGACUUAAAUAUGAUUUUCUACAUUUUCUCAACAAUUUUAU